UCCUCAAUUAUGGUUCAGUGAAGGUCUUUAUAUUUCUGAAUGGGAUACUUAGAGGAUACUGGGACAGAUGUGACAAUUCAUUGCUCGAUGUAUUUCCGGAUAUUGUCGAAAAAUACAGGCUCACGUUAAUUACGCCUUCCAAAUACUCACAACCUCCAGGGGGCGCUAUUUAACUAGGAGCGUGAGAAGUCGCGAAAGAGAGAGAUGGAGGAAGUGAGAGGAGAAACCGGCAUUAACGCUUCACUGCUCCUCCGCACCACACACGCAUUCUUUGAAUAGAACAGUUUCUCUCAACCGUAGAACCUUAUUUAAAACAAUAUGUUUUUUUAAUCUCUAAACCCACAGGUUUCUUAAUAGUUUUGAAGGAGCCCCACCUGCUACCUCGCCCUCUUCCUUUGUCUCAGGGUAUCUCCAGCGCCGAAGAAGAAGAGGAGGAGGAGGAGGAGGAGGAGGAGGAGGAGGAGAAUGAGAGGGGUGUACCUGACACUCACAGCCGCACAUCGUUGCUCCUCUCCGGCAGAAACAGAAACACUCCCGUCUGCUUGUCACCCCGGUAGUUACACCGGAGCACCUUGAUUGUUGAACGGGCGAACUGCAACUAAAUAAGUGUUUUUUAGGAAAUCGCCCAGAAAUAUUUUUGUUUUCCUCUUACGAAUUUCACUGGACUACACUUGAGAAGAUGCUUCUUCUUGUGCUCACCCUGCUGGUGGGCAUGACCGGGGCAGCGGGCCCGGCAGCGGACAGGAGCUGCUCCGACCUGCGUCAGUUCUACACCGGGAAGGGUUUCACGCUGGCUGGGGUACCUCAAACGGAGACCUCUGGUGAACACCUGAGGACGUGUCCACAGGGUCCGACUUGUUGUACCAACAGCAUGGAGGAAAACCUAGAGGGUCUGAGUGCGCGAGAGACAGAAGCUUUGAUCAGGGAGGCCGGCAGGUCGCUGCAGGCCUCCUUCAAUACUCUCUACAGAAGCUUUGACACGUAUUUUACAGAACUUCACAGUCGUUCCGAACGCUCCCUUCAGGAAGCUCUCUCUCCCCUUGGCCCCCUAUACUCUCAGAAUACAAGACUCUAUGGGGAUUUGUACUCCGACUUGAGACAGUACUACCGUGGCUCUGCUCUUAACUUGGAUGAGACGUUGACUGAAUUCUGGUCACGCCUUCUGGAGCGCACCUUCAAGAGCUCCACCCCCAGAGAUGUCACCCUGUCAGAAGACUACCUGGAGUGUGUUGCUAAGCAACAGGAGACUUUGCAACCAUUUGGAAAUGUCCCACGGGACAUGAAAGCAAAGGUCAUACGGGCUUUUGUCACAGCCAGGUCAUUUGUCCAGGGUCUGAUCGUCAGUGGAGAGGUCGUCAGAAAGGUCUCACAGGUUCCUCUGAGUCCAGAAUGUGUGAAGGCCUUGAUGAAGCUGGUUUACUGUCCACAUUGUCGUGGCCUUGCCUCUGUCAAACCAUGUGCCAACUACUGUUCCAAUGUCAUGAAGGGCUGCCUGGCUAACCAAGCUGAUCUGAAUCCCGAGUGGCAGAAUCUUAUUGAUACCAUGAUCCAGGUGGCGUCCAGUUUCAGCACAGACCCCAGCUUGGAUGUGGUUCUGUCCACCAUUCCUGCUCAGAUCUUUGAGGCUGUCCACCAACUGCAGGAAAACAUUGACACAUUUACAGCCAAAGUGUACCAAACAUGCGGAACUCCAGGUGAACCCGGCACAGGAAGUCCCACAUUUCAAGAGCCAAAGAAAAAGAAGAGCGGCUCUCUGACGGCCUCAGAAUACAAACCCUCUCCCACUGCAGGCCUCAGACUUGAGAUGCAGGUGUCAGAUCUCUCCAGUAAAUUAAGGGAGAUGAGGCAGUAUUGGCUCCAGCUCCCUGUCGCACUUUGCAGUAAAUUGGCAGCAGGCGGAACCAAUCAGGACAAAUGUUGGAAUGGCAUAACCAAAGCCAGGUACCUUCCUGAAGCGAUGGGUGAUGGCUUAGCCAACCAGAUCAACAAUCCAGAGGUGGAACUUGACAUCACUAAGCCAGAUAUGACAAUCCGUCAACAGAUCAUGCAACUAAAAAUUACGAGCAACAGAUUAAAAAAUGCUCUGGAUGGCAAUGAUGUGGAUUUCCAGGAUGCAAGUGAUGACAUCAGCGGCUCAGGAAGCGGCAUGUGCCUAAGUGGCCAGUGUCCUCGGAGUAGACCAGGAUUGUACGCCUACCCUGCAGACAACAACCAAGUCACUGGUGCAGCCACGUGCCAAAGCCGACUGUGUCGCCGCCUACCACUGCUCUCACUGGCUGUCCUGCUACUUUGUCGAUGACGCGCUACCGUCUGCCUGACCCUGAAGUCCAGAGAAGGACUGGACCAUGGGAUGGGUGAAUUGAGUUCAGUGGAAUGAAGAUUGAAUUGCAACUUUACAAAAAAAAAAAAGAAUGAGUCUUUGACGAGAAGGCGAAACACUGGCUCCUGUUUUUCUCCAUUCUACUAUAGUUUGAUUCCGUCCUUUUGUUGAGCUGGUUUCAAGGAAUUUCCAGGAAGGGAAUCAUGAACAGAGUGAGACACAAUGGAGAGAGUGGUGAUGAAAAGACUGACAACUGAUGUUGAAGAAUGGAAUGUGGGUUAUAAGUUAUGGACUUCUUACAAGGUCCUGUCAAUAGGGACUGAGUUCAGUGACAAAUGCUGUGUUGGCCCUUUUUGUUAUGCGUUCAUCGAGGCUUUUUCCAUUUCAUUUUAUUUUUCUACCUGGUGUCAUGGAUGUGUAUGUGACCAAAAUUGUGUAAGAUGUAAAUGUAUGUAUGUGUGUCUUCCAUUCACUGUAUAGUACCUUUGCAUACAUUGGCUACCAGACUGGCACCAUAAUGAGCCAUGGAUGUGCAGUGCAUAUAUUUUAGUUUAAAAACUGUAUUGGGAAUGACCCCGCCCCCCAUUACCUGUGAUGUAACUGUCAAGAUUUUGUGGUGUGUGGUGGCUGAACAGAUAUUUGGUCUCGGAUUUAUUGACAUUGCUGCAGAAAAAUAAUCACCUUCUUUAAACGUGCGAGAUGUCGUGACUGCAAAUGUUACAGUUCAUCCACGGAUUCCGGGACGUCAUCAUCAAACACUUUUGAGCAAAGCACAGACUAGCAGUUUCCUGGAAUCCAUGAUUUUAUCUUGCUGUGAUGGACAACCCCCCCCCCCCCCCCCCCCAAAAAAAAAAAAAACAUUCACAUUAUUCCACUUCUGGCUGACACACUGAGAGCAUGUCUGAACACACACGAAAAAACUCAAAGGGAUUCUUCGCUGACUUCACGCCUCCCUUAAUCCACCGAUCCAUAUGACGUUUCAGAAGCGACACAUCAGAAUUAGCGGAGGAUAAAGGCAAACCAAAGCAUUUCUUACUUUUUUAACACUUGACUGAAUACACUACCCUGAUUAUUGUGAGUAUUUUUAACAGCGAAUAAAAGAAAAACAAAAGCGUUCACGCUAAAAAGGAGCACACAAUCAUUUGAGAAGAUUUUACCUUGAUGCCGCAAGGAGCAAGCAACCCAACAAGUAUAAUGAAACCUUUAUGAAUUAAUUUCUUGCAAACGUUUUUUUUUUUUUUUCAUGCUUUCGGCAUUUAAUUGUUGUACUUGUUCAUGUCAGUUUUUGUGCUUAUCCUCGCUCAGGGUGACGGAUGAGUUGGAGCCUAUCCCAGUUCACUUUGGGCGAGAGGCAGGGUGCACCCUGGACUGCCUGCCCGUCAGCCACAAGGCACAUCGAGACAAGCAACCAUUCACACACACAUACUCACACCUGUGGACAAUAGAGAGUCUCCAAUUACCAUAACAUGCAAGGUUUUGGACUGUGGGAGGAAAGUCAAGUGCCCGGAGUAAACCCACGCACACAAACAUGGGGAAAAGCCUGCAAACUCCACAUAAACGCCGGGAGUACACGAAGACUCCACAUAGAGAGGUCUGAGCCAAGAUUUGAACCCAGAAUGUCCUCGCUGUGAUGCAGAUUUGUCAACCACAAGCUCUGAUGUGCUAACUACACGCUCCACUGUGCCGCCCUAGUUUCAAAUAUGACACAGUACACAGAAAAUACAUUUUUUUUUGCAGAAUGUUGACUGUUUUCAUGCCACAAAAUACAGAAAAUCUGUACUAGGCCUGCCUUUAUUUGGGUCUUUAGGACUCGAUACCGUGAUUCCCCUCUCAUACACAUGGAGUUAAAGUGACAUGUGUAUGUAACUGUUUUUAUUCUUUUUUAAUGUGUUCCGAAUCACAAAUCCCACGCAUUAAACUCUGAUUGUAUCAGUCAAUUUUGUCACGGAUGAGUGUUUCUACAAUAAUAACCGAUGGCAGAGCAUUUGGAGCGAGGAUCGAACCGUACCUUCUGCCUUUAAAGGUAGCAGCUGUACCAUGACACCACCAGGAAUGAACAGAUAACUUCUGCCAUUUAUUUCUCAUUCUGCUGCAGGCUGUCAACCAUCGAGGCAAAGAGUGCAGUGUCGGAUUACACAUCUCUUUUUUUUU
Messenger RNA from Dunckerocampus dactyliophorus (ringed pipefish), 4471 nucleotides. RefSeq names its product glypican-1-like. The record is from RefSeq and is a predicted model, not a curated record. Bases 680 to 2299 code for a protein of 539 amino acids. Gene Ontology annotation, biological process: negative regulation of fibroblast growth factor receptor signaling pathway; regulation of protein localization to membrane; cell migration. The transcript has 10 exons. Gene Ontology annotation, molecular function: fibroblast growth factor binding. Gene Ontology annotation, cellular component: plasma membrane; synapse; cell surface. Lineage: Eukaryota; Metazoa; Chordata; Actinopteri; Syngnathiformes; Syngnathidae.